GGGUCAGCAGAACCUAUGGUGCUCCCUUCACGAUGGGGGCUUGUGGCCUUGGGGCUCUGGCUGUGGAAGAACUCAGUGCAGGGAUGAGAGCUGAGAGCUAGGAUUCUCUGGGCCACACUUCGUCUCAGCAACAGAUCAACUCCUAGCAACCAUGAUCGGAUACAGCGUCUACGGCAAGAAUUUCAGCAAGCGAAGCAGGAUGAAGAUGUAGAAGAUCGGCGACGUACCUAUAGCUUUGAACAACCCUGGCCAAACUCCAGAGCGGCGGCGCAGAGCGGCCGGCACUCGGUGUCCGUGGAGGUGCAGAUGCAGCGCCAGCGGCAGGAGGAGCGCGAAGGUUUCCAGCAGGCGCAGCGCCAGUACAGCUCCCUGCCCCGGCAAAGCAGGAAAAACGCCAGCUCUGUGUCCCAGGAUUCCUGGGAGCAGAACUACCCCCCUGGGGAAGGUUUCCAGAGUGCCAAGGAGAACCCCAGGUACUCCAGCUACCAAGGCUCCAGGAACGGCUACCUGGGUGGGCACGGCUUCAACGCCAGGGUGAUGCUGGAGACCCAGGAGCUCCUUCGCCAGGAGCAGAGGAGGAAAGAGCAGCAGAUGAAGAAGCAGCCCCCUCCUCCGGAGGGGCUCAACAACUAUGACUCAUACAAGAAAGUCCAGGACCCCAGUUACACCCCUCCCAAGGGGCCCUUCCGGCAGGAUGUGCCCCCCUCCCCUUCUCAGGUCGCCAGGCUGAACAGACUCCAGACUCCUGAGAAAGGGAAACCCUUCUAUUCCUGAGCAGGAGAAGAGUGGAGGCUUCAUGUCAUGCAAUAAAGGACAUUUUCUUAUGAAGACUUGUAUUUUGGGAGUUUUUUUAAAACCUCGAUGGUACUAUGGAAUAAUAUUUCUGUUGUUGGUAUCAGUGCCUUUAAGCAGUAUGGGCAAAGAAAUGGAAGGCCUUAAUGUCUUUGCCACUAUGUCUCAAGUGUCUGUUUCAUGGAAGGAUUUCCCGCCAUCCGACAAUCAUCUGUUCAAGGCAUUCAUGUGCCCUGCAUCUCUCUGAAGUUCCAGGACUGUGGGUCCCCGCCCCCCACCGUGAGCUGUCCGUGGUUUUGUGUUACAGCCCCCGACAAUUUGUGGUGACAAAUUACCUUGAAGUUGAGGGUGAUACUAAUCCCUCUUUUUCCCCCUUUCAGUUUUCUUUCAUGUGAGGCGACGUCCCAAUCUCUGGUGGAUCCAAGCGGGUGACAGACCUAGAAAUUGGGGCCUUAUGGUACUUCACAGCACAGUCAUUUAUAGUACUUUGUAAUCAGCAUGGUUUUCCCUGUUCUCUCUCAGCUCCUCGCCACAGGAAAGUUCCCUCAUCCCCUGAAAGAAGCUAAGCCAUAUCCAACGCUGUCUGGUUAUCAUGGGGUUCCUUUUACAACUGCCUUAUAACUCGACAUUACCAAUAAAGUGAUCAUUCUAGUCCGUGUUUAUAAAUACACUUGUUCAGUCAUGUUCCUGACACGUGUGUUGAGUCAGCACAGCGCUGUGUGGGGAGCGUGGGGGAGGGAGUGAUUCCCGGUCGGGGAACGAUGGAGCCUGCCCACCGGCCCUGUGUGUAUCGUGAUGUGGGAGGUGGGAGCUAAGAAAAGAAUUCUCCCAGGAUGAGCUUCUGGCCCACAACAUCCCAGUAAUUAUUUUAAUUAGUUUUCGUUUGACAGGUUGGCAGGAAGGGCAUAGAGUGGGACAAAGAUAAAUCAGACAGUUGUUUUGGGAUUCUCAAGACUCAUCUGCUCUCUACAGUUUUUAAAGUCAGUUGGAAAUGACAUUUGUCUAGUGCACCCACAUGCUGUAUGUCUGCCUGGUGAUGCCAUCCGUGCUCCGAAGUAAUUCUGCCCCAAAACAAACAAGUCAAAUAGGGAAAAGCUGUUCUCUCACACAGCGAACAUUCUGGUGUCCCCAGACAGUAGUAACAAAAGCUUGCUCUCGUGUCAAUACUGUAAGGUGUGUGUGGGUCACGAGGACCUCGGAUGCUCCCGUGUUUUCGGCGGUCGGUCUGAACGUCGCGUGUAAACCAUGGCUGGGUUGCUAAAGUGCCUGCACAUCCUGAUGUGAGAAAAGCUUGAGAUGAAAGCUCAGCAUACCAUGUAUUAACAAAAAAGAAAAGAAAACAAACAAACAAAAAAGACAUGUACUGAUAUGCCUAUAUAUAUAUAUUUUUUUUUUUCUGGCACAUUGUAUUUUUAUGUCCACUUGUUUUUAGAAAAUAUGUCAAGUGUCCACACGUACCUAUUGUCUCUUUUGCAUUUCUGUGUAACGGUUCUAUGUGUUCCUAAUGUGUGGCGAUACUCAACGGUGUUACCUAUGUCAGCACGGUGACCUUGGAUGACAGUGGCUCUUUCUCACAGCCUUCCCUGAGCUGUGAGAAACAGCUUUCCCUGUACAUAUGAGACUUCUAAUAAAAGGCAUAUUUCUUCCUGUU
Leptonychotes weddellii (Weddell seal) is the source of this 2443-nucleotide messenger RNA. The record is from RefSeq and is a predicted model, not a curated record. NCBI's taxonomy places the organism in Eukaryota, Metazoa, Chordata, Mammalia, Carnivora, Phocidae.